UGGUCCUAUGAUUUUUUUCCCCUUUCCCCCUCACUUCCCCUUUUUUGGGAGGAGGUGUUUGCCACAGAGGGGAGGGGAGGAAGGCUGGGAAUGACAGAAGAUGGGUUUAAUACCUCAGCUGCCUAUAAAGGGCCGGGUCAGUGGGGUUCCUGGGACAGUCAGAGCAGCAGCACCAAGAGGCUCAGGGCAGAAGGAGGGACUGCUGGGAAGCAGCCCUUUAUGGCCAGAGAGAGAUCCAGGCAGAAGAGGACCAGGGGCCACCAUCCCAACUACCUCCAUUUGGGGGCGACAGAGACAAAUUACCAAGAAUCUCCAACAGCAUCCAAAUAGGAGCAGAAAUACCUCCUUCAGUCAUUAGGGGGUGACAAAAGGGACCCCAAACCAAAGUUUCUAAACUUCACCCAGAUUUUCAACUCCAGUAGCCAUGAGUCUUUCUUUGGCCAGCAGACUCUUUGUAAUUUCGGCUGUCUUCGUCCACAUUGCUUCUUCUGAUCCUGAGCUUUCUGUCAACAACCUCAUUAGCCGGACCUACCAACUGGUCCAAUACAUGAAAGAAAACACCACCGUCCUUCUCAACACCUAUCGAAGUCACCAAGGGAGCCCAUUUAGUGAUCCCGGUUUCAACGAUUCAAGGACACGCUUCAAAGAAGUGCCAUUGCCCUUCAGCAUUUACCUGGAAUGGAGGAAUCUUUCUGACAUAAAGCGUCUGGAGGAGAACCGUCAAGCUUACCGUGCCUACUCAAGGUUAAUGAAGGUGGUCUGGGAUGACCAGUCUGACUUGAACCCUGGCGAAGGGGAACUGCUGGAAAUGCUGAAACUGACCCAGCGACGCAUCCAAGGCCUGCUCAGCAAUUUGACCUCCAUCAUUUCCACCUUGGGUGGACCAUCAGUCCCUGUUAGGGACCCACCCAUGCCGAACUUGGUCGAAAACGACAUCUUUAAGAAGAAGCAACUGGGAUACGUUGUGUGCUUCUGGUACAAAGAGUGGGUGGAGAGGACGCUGCGGGACUUCGUCAUCCUUACAGGGAAAUAUCCAAGUUAA
Anolis sagrei ordinatus is the source of this 1042-nucleotide messenger RNA. Its product is annotated as cardiotrophin-2-like. Gene Ontology annotation, molecular function: cytokine activity. The record is from RefSeq and is a predicted model, not a curated record. Lineage: Eukaryota; Metazoa; Chordata; Lepidosauria; Squamata; Anolidae. Gene Ontology annotation, cellular component: extracellular region. Gene Ontology annotation, biological process: cell surface receptor signaling pathway; positive regulation of tyrosine phosphorylation of STAT protein.